GAAGAAGAGCCGCACUCGGACAGGCCUGCGGGGUCCUUCCCCUCCCUGCCCAGCGGAGGGACUCCAGCCGGGAUGUCCCUUUGCAGCGGGGGGAGUUUAGCAACUCGAGGCCCCUAUGGGAAGAUGCAUUGACCCCCAGCUCACGGAAGCUUAUGCUCUAAUAAAUUUGUUAGUCUCUAAGGUGCCACAAGUCCUUUUUUUUUUUUUUUUUAUAAAAAUAAUAUAGUUGAGGUGGGGUUUUUUUCCUCUUUGGUUUCUGAGUCUCUAGGGGGCCCCUAGCUCAGGCUUUCAAGCUUUUCUGUGCCAUCAUGGGGGCUAGACUUUUUUUUUUUUUUUAAAUGAAAACUGGGAUGUUCACAUGACUCCAGGAACUGGGGCUUUAAGAAAACCACCACUCAUGAUAAAAUCACAACGGUUGUGUAUAGGGGAGGCGUGAUGGGAGUCUAGGGAAUUAUUUGCAGUCUGGAAGGUGGGUCUCGGUGCAGCAGCCUGUUGGGUCAGAAAGAUGCCUGCUCCAACAUCAGAAUUUUGGAACUAUGUCCCGGAAGAAAUCCUCGUCCAUAUAUUUUACUACCUGUCUUUCCGAGAUAGAUACACAGCCUUCCAAGUGUGCAAACAUUGGGCCGCAGCUGUUUCCACUAGCUCCGUGUGGCAUUUCACAGAGAUCAGUUGUGAUUCGGAGAACGAGGAGGGCAUGCUGCAGAGUUUACACCAGUUCCUGAGCCAGAUCAAACACCUGAGGAUUGUGUUUGAUCAGUCCAAGGAAAUAAAUCGGAAGAACGUCACCCACAUUCUAGACAUGUUGGCCAGGCAGAACUACAAGCUGCAGAAGCUAUGCAUCAUGUGCAAAGGGGAGAACCCUUAUUUCUACUCCGGCCAGGACAUCUUGCAGAGCAUACGAAAUAUAUGCCAGAGAGAAAACCAAAUAGACCUUCAGCAUAUUGAUUUCCGGAGAAUGCCGUUCACCCUGGAUGAUGGGCUUGUUGGACUCAUUGCUGCCAGCAGCCCAAACCUGCAUAGCUUGUUCAUCAACAAUCGCACUCUGGUUUGUAACGUGAAGCCAGAAACCAUCCGAGAGGUUCUGACUGUAUGUCCUAAGUUGUCUACCUUGGGAGUCUACUAUGCCAGCCUGUCUAACGAUGUGUUUGCAGAAUUGAUCAAGCCAGAGAGAGGGGCAUUCACACGCUUAGAUAUUUUUUGUGAGCGCUUGGACAAAUAUAUUCCAGUCAUCUCUGAAGAGCUUUGGGCUGCUGUGAUCCAGAAGCAUCCUCAACUCUGCGUAGACCUGGAGUUUGAUCACACAGUCCCUGCCUGGAAGAUACCACGAAUCCUAAAGCCCAAUAUACCCGUGGGUACUUUACAACUGAAUACUUUUACGUAUAUGGUGAACCAGGUUAGGUUUGUCACAAGCAGUUACAGCAGGACCUUAAACAGGCUGGUGCUCCACACAACCCCCUCGGAUGAUUUGAACUCCUCGCUAAUAGACCUGGCAAGGAAGUGUGUCAGUCUAACAGAGAUUCAUUGUUACUGUGUGGUUAGUCAGGAAGUGGUAGAUAGCUUCCUUGUACACUGCCUCAGUCUGAAACGAUACACUCUCAAGAUUACCAAAGAACGUCACCCCUGGAAACCGACAGUAGUUCAGUGAUGUACCUGUUUGACUAGAAGCCAGUUUGG
Messenger RNA from Dermochelys coriacea (leatherback sea turtle), 1674 nucleotides. It is a transcript of the gene FBXL8, whose product is annotated as F-box and leucine rich repeat protein 8. Lineage: Eukaryota; Metazoa; Chordata; Testudines; Dermochelyidae. The record is from RefSeq and is a predicted model, not a curated record. Bases 506 to 1645 code for a protein of 379 amino acids. Gene Ontology annotation, molecular function: protein binding. The transcript has 3 exons.